Messenger RNA from Xenopus laevis (African clawed frog), 3738 nucleotides. Its product is annotated as mast cell protease 1A. The coding region runs from base 672 to 1442 and encodes 256 amino acids. The transcript is spliced from 5 exons. NCBI's taxonomy places the organism in Eukaryota, Metazoa, Chordata, Amphibia, Anura, Pipidae. The record is from RefSeq and is a predicted model, not a curated record.
CAGAAAAGAAUAGGGGAAGUUAUUUUUUCAGAGGCACAGAUCUGCGGUGGCCUUGGGGCUGGUACGGAAGCCUAAAACUUGUGAUGCAACAUGUCUUUUUGUUGAUAAUUUGUUCUCAUUUAACAGUCAGUCCUCAUUUGCAAGCACUUUACCCUACAUGGAGUAACAGGUCUCCUUUAGACCUGUUGAACUUUAUGUGCAAGACUAAGCAAUAGUAACAGAAUUUUAGGUCUCAGGACACUCAUGGAGCCUCAAAAAACACCUUGGCAAUUACUUUGAAACAAUCAGCUUCAUUCCCAAUUCUCCAGUGCUCACUACCCAGCAGCUUGACUACUCUCUGUUGAUGCCACGCAUAGAUAUUGCUGGUGUCACUAAACUUAUCUCCUUUGUACCACUCUGAUCAAAAGGAUGUGCAAUCGAAGCAGUUUCCAAUGCAGGAAGAGAAACCAGUGAAGUAAGAUAACCAAGAAGAUCUAUCCAAAAGAUAACCACCUCAGAGAAUACUAGAAUAUUUAUAAUUUUUUCAGAACAGAGGAGAUACAGCUGUGGUACUUAAAAACCCACAAAUGCACCUACACAGAUCACAGAUUUUGAGAAACCCAAACGCACAUGCUACUUUGCGCCUAUAUAAACGUUCAUACAUCUGUUAUAUUAUUUCUCUUUCACUCUGAAUGAGAAUGGACUCUGUAUCAUUUGUAUUCCUGGCUUUCUUCAUCCAGUACACUAUAGCAGAUGGCAUUAUAAAUGGAAAAGAAGUUUCUAAACAUUCUAAACCCUACAUGGCAUUUCUCAAUAUCACCGGUUAUGACAAACCAGAAAAUCGAUGUGGUGGAAUCCUGAUAAGUGAAAACUUUGUCUUGACAGCAGCACAUUGCAAAGGAUCCCAAAUUGUUGUGACAUUGGGAGCUCAUAAUAUUGAUAAGUGGGAAAAAGUACAGCAGAAGAUAGAUGUCUGUGAGCAAAUUCAGCACCCGUUGUACGAAAAAGAUGAGAGCAAAGACAUUAUGCUGCUUAAGCUGAGGAAGAAAGCAGUGCAAAAUAAAUAUGUCUGUCCUAAAUGGCUCCACAAAAGUGUACCAAAACUAAAGACUGGAGAUCUUUGCAAUGUUGCUGGAUGGGGUCGAAUUAAUACAUUCAAUCACAACAUGGCUUCAAAACUGCAGGAACUUGACAUGAAAGUAGUUGCUCCAAAUGAGUGUACUAAAGCUUUCCCAAACUACAAUACGAAAGAAUUAAUCUGUGCUCAGAACAUUAUAAAAUCAAAAUCUACCUGUUGGGGUGAUUCUGGUGGACCUCUCUUUUGUGGCAAGUAUCUUUAUGGGCUUGUACAUGGUGGUAAAGGAGACUGCACUGGCCCUCGCCUUUUCACCAGUGUUUUCUCUUAUAUUGACUGGAUCAAUAGCUCCCUAAAAAAACCAAAGUGCAAGAAAGAAAGCUACUGAUUGUGAGCACAGGAACCAACUUCCUAAGCAUGAACACAAUCGAGAAUUUACAUUAGAGGUUAUACAUUGUGAACCUCAAGAACAUGUUGUAAUUACUUCUCUCUAAAGACAACAUUACCCUCCAUGCCCAGUAGCACGCAUAUAUACUGCAUUUUUUUUUUUUAAUUAAACGAUAUUUUAAUAUUAGAGGAGCAUUUAAAACUGAUUCUUUUUAGUUGUAAGACAUUGGGUAUAUACAUGUAUUGCUAUCUUUUGACUUUUCAUAGGGGCCUUAUUAACAUAAGACUCGUGAAUUAUUACACAGGACAUAAAAGUCAGUAAUUAUCACAAGCAGAAAAUACACAUGGAGCAGGAAUUCAUCAUCCUUAAAUCCUCCCAUCUAAAUCUUCCUCCGUACAACUCACUAAUCCUCAGUUUCACUGUGCAUUCUUUCUAUUCACACAGCACACUCAUAAAUAAAUCUCUCUCCAGCAAAGUACAUCUAUCCUACCAAAUAUGUCCCUCAAGCCUCAAUCCAGGCAUAAACUGAGCUUCAAUACUGAUUAGAGAUUCAACCAGGUUUCUACCUUUUUCAGGAGAGUUUGGAUUCAGCUGAAUCCAAGUACGUGGCCUAACGCUUCCAGUUGGAAAGAAAAUGCAGCUCUAUGCUUUAGCUAGAGUUGCCACCGGGCUGGUAAAUAUGAUGCCAGUAUUAUAAAUGGGGGGGAAUAGGCAAAAAUAUAGAAAGAACGGUAUUUUUUCCAGAAAUUCGGGUCCACCCUUUUGGAGUGCAUUGAUGGAGCAAUCAGUUCUGGAGUGCAAGGACCUGCACUCCAGGGUAGGUUGCAAAGUGUCAAAACAUUCCAGCUUGUGCCUGCUUUUUGCACUUUGCUCCCUGUCUUGGGGUCAGUAAAUGAGCCUUCAUACAUUUAAAUAAAAAAUUAUCACAUUUUGUAUUGAAAGGGAGAGUUUGAUAGCUUGCUCAUUAACAAUAAUAUACAUAAUAUACAUAGGCUUACUCUUCAAAAAUAAUUUGCUAGAACCUAUAGCACAAAAAUGUGCAUUCUACAGCCCUCCCAGCUGUUACUGAGGAGUGGUCCUACAACUGCUGGAAGACUGCAUUUUUUUUGUAACUUAUAUUUUAUAUCUCAUCAAAGAAAAAAUAAAACAUGUUUGAUACAGUCUACAUCAUACAUGUGGAUAUAUUCAACACGAUUUCAAAUUUGAAAUUUGUAAAAUAUGUUACUUUAUUGGUUCCAUUAAAAUUUGUUAGCUUCGGUACAGUGUAUGAUAAUCACCAUUGACGCGUUUCAUGCCCUACGGCACUUCCUCAGAGUGUUACAGAUUUCUUACAAGGCAUAACUUUAUAGCAUAUCUAAAUGACAAACAAUUCACACAGUGUGAUUCUUAAAGGUGUAUUACACAUAUAUAAACCAAAUUUCUCUUCACAUUUCUCUUCAGAUUUAUAUUCCCUAUAUAUAUCUAUUAAGAUUUUUAAGACAAUCACAAGUUAUUAAAAGAACUCUUUUUGAUUCCAUGUAUGUUUUUUCUCUUUUGGGGAUAGUUAGAUUGCACAUUGUGGAAAUUUACUUAAAGAAAGCAUUAUUUUACAUAUUGUCAACUUAAUAAAUUGAUCUAUUCAAUAUAGUAUUUAAUCUCCCAAUCUUUAUUUAAACCUACUGGUUUUUCUGUUUCUAAAGUAAACAUCCACCAUGUUUCUCUUUUAUUGAUUCAUUUCUCCAAAUCCCCCUUUCUCCUAUCUAAUCUGACAUGUUCUAUGCCUUGGAAGGAUAUACAUCUAUCAUUACCAUUAUGUUUAUUUAAAAUAUGUUCAGCUAUAGCAGAUGAGACGUCUUUUCUCCCUACACAUGCUAUAUGUUCCAAAAUCCUAUCCUUCAUUCUCCGCAUGGUUCUACCUACAUAUUGGCUUCCACAUAUACAUGUUGCCAGAUAUAUCACAUUAUCAGUUUUGCAAUUUACCGGUAUAUAGGAUUUACAGUCAUAUUCUUUGCCUGUAACUGAACUCCUAAAGCCCUUUGAUACAUUUAUAUAAUUACAAGCCUUACAAACCCUUGCUCCACAUUUGUAGGUAUCUACAUAUGUUAACAAAUUAGGUCUUCUAUGUUCUCGUUUUUCGGGUAGCAUGCUAGGGGAUAUAUGGCUAGCAAUUGAUUUACUUUUCCUAUACGUAAACCAUGGCUUAUCAAUGUUUAAUAACGGAUCCGCACUGAUCACAUGCCAAUGUUUCAUUAUUAUCCUUUUUAUAUCAGUUGCCUCAUUGCUGUAAUCUGUCACAAAAUAAACUUUUUCUCUAUCA